This is a messenger RNA of Cydia amplana, 1677 nucleotides long. It is a transcript of the gene IntS14, whose product is annotated as integrator complex subunit 14. Gene Ontology annotation, cellular component: integrator complex. Bases 61 to 1608 code for a protein of 515 amino acids. The transcript is spliced from 10 exons. Gene Ontology annotation, biological process: snRNA 3'-end processing. Lineage: Eukaryota; Metazoa; Arthropoda; Insecta; Lepidoptera; Tortricidae. The record is from RefSeq and is a predicted model, not a curated record.
UACUUAUUAUAUACACACCGGUUUCCUUAUAUAAUUAGGGAUAUUAAAUUUACAGCAAAAAUGCCGACGGUAAUUCUACUGGACGUGUCCUUGUCGAUGUCCCGGACAGUGCCCACAUUAGACCCUAUCGAAAAUCAUACCCGGCUUACAGUUGCCACUGCAGCAAUCAAUUCAUUUUUGGAUUUUCUAAGUGUUCACUCAAGACUAGAGUACGUCGCUUUGGUUACUUUCUCUUCCAUGUGCGAAGUGGCCGUACCAUUCACUCGAGAGUUUGAGAAUAUUCGCAACAAACUGCCACUCCUAGAAGAGGGCGAUAAAACAUGCCUGGACUCGGCUUUGGCUGGAGUUAGUCAGCUUAUUCUUAGUGAGUGGGGAUACCAGACGCCCAUGCAAAUCAUAUUGAUAACCGAUGGCAGUAUAGGUUCGGGUCCAAUUGGUAGGAGUAGAGCCAUACAAAACCUGCCCCUGCCAGCACCAUAUCCUGUCAGGAUUCACAUUUUGCCUGUAGUCUCGCCUGUUGAUCCCUUUUUGCAGCAUGCAAUGCCACUUUACCAGAAAAUUGUGGAUCUAGCUACUUCUGCCAAUAAUUCAAGUGGAAAUGUCAGUCGAGGAUCAGUUUAUUGCCUAGACCAACUUUCAGCGGCCAGUGCGGUGAACGCGAUGACGCGGCUGUGCGAGCAGCACUACCAGGAGUUCUCGUGCACGCUUAAGUGCGGGCAGCUCGCGGCGCGCGUCCAGCUGUUCCCCGAGCCGCACCCCGCCGUGCACGAGGGCUACGCCGCCACCUACACGCUCUCCAACGAGAUCAACAUUAUGGGGUUCAUGCACGUUAGUGAACUGGGUACUCCGAUAGCAGUAAGCAAGCAUCUAGUGGUGCCGCAAGCGCAAAACGGCAACUCUUCCAACAGAGAAAAUUACGGCGCCAAAACCCCUAUAAAGGACGGGUCGAGCAUGGACGGCAGUUCACCGGAUGAAGAAGUGUUGGACCCCAGCAAGAUGCCUAAUUUCUGCGUUCUACUGCAUGGAGCGCUCAAGGUGGAGAACAUGGCGGCGAUAGUAGAGCUGGGCGGCGACUGGUGGGGCGCGCUGGUGGCGUGGAACGAGGCGUCGCGCUCGCGGCGCUCGUGCCUGCUGCUGUGCGUGCUGCGGCCCGGCGCCUCCGCCGCGCCCUGGCUCGGCCCGCUCGACCAGCUGGGCACGUGCGACGAGAACACCCCGCCAUCGGAGACGUACCCGGUGCGGUCGUGGCGGUCGUACAGCGGCGGCGGCGCGGGCUGCGCGUGGGCGCGGCCGCACGCGCUGCUCGCCGACGUGCAGAAGGUGCUGCGCCACGCGCGCAAGCUGCCCGACAAGACGCAGCACCUCUACAAGGAACUGAACCGACUCCGCCGCGCCGCGAUCUCGCUAGGCUUCUCGGAGCUGCUGGCGUGCGUGGGCGCCGCGCUGGAGCGCGAGUGCGCCGCGCUGCCCGCCGGCGCGCCGCCCGAGUGCGCGCUGCAGCUCGCGCACGCCGCCGCCGCGCUGCGCGACCCGCGCACGGCUCUCGACGUCAAGCACACCCUGCAGCCGCUGGCCAGCAGCUUCACUGUCACCUCUAUGCCACAUUAACAACUCGUACGGAAUUCUUGGAGCAGUUGACCCAUACGGCGGAUGCUGCGCGAACGUUACACGGCUUUU